CGGGUGCGCCCCGACGACGUGCACCUGCCGCCGCUGCCCGGCGUCCCCGGGCCCCGAAGGCGGCGGCGCCCCCGUGCGCCCCCCACCACCCCGCGCUCCCGGCCCGGCGAGCGCGCUCUGCUGCUGCACCUGCCGGCCUUCGGGCGCGACCUCUACCUGCAGCUGCGCCGCGACCUGCGCUUCCUAUCCCGCGGCUUCGAGGUGGAGGAGGCGGGCGCGACCGGGCGCCGCGGACGCCCCGCUGAGCUGUGCUUCUACUCGGGCCAUGUGCUAGGCCACCCCGGCUCCCUGGUCUCCAUCAGCGCCUGCGGCGCCGCCGGCGGCCUGGUCGGCCUCAUCCAGCUUGGGCAGCAGCAGGUGUUGAUCCAGCCUCUCAACAGCUCGCAGGGCUCGCUCAGCGGACAAGAACACCUGAUCAGGCGCAGAUGGUCCUUGACACCCAGCCCCUCCACGGAGGCCCCGGUCCCUGGGCCGCUCUGCCAGGUGCUCACAGAAAAGAAGAAGGCGAGGAAGGGCAGGCCGUCCCGGGACUGGCGCGAGCGGAGGAACGCCAUCCGGCUCACCACCGAGCACACGGUGGAGACCCUGGUGGUGGCCGACGCGGACAUGGUGCAGUACCACGGGGCUGAGGCUGCUCAGAGGUUCAUCCUCACUGUCAUGAACAUGGUAUACAACAUGUUUCAACACCAGAGCCUUGGAAUUAAAGUCAACAUUCAAGUCACCAAGCUUGUCCUUCUACGACAGCGUCCUGCCAAGUUGUCCAUUGGGCACCACGGUGAGCGGUCCCUGGAGAGCUUCUGUCACUGGCAGAAUGAGGAAUAUGGAGGCGCACGGUACCUUGGCAACAAUCAGGUGCCGGGAGGGAAGGACGAUACACCCCCCGUGGAUGCUGCUGUAUUCGUGACCAGGACAGAUUUCUGUGUACACAAAGAUGAACCGUGCGACACCGUUGGAAUUGCUUACUUAGGAGGUGUGUGCAGUGCUAAGAGGAAAUGUGUACUUGCCGAAGACAAUGGUCUCAAUUUGGCCUUUACCAUCGCUCAUGAGCUGGGCCACAAUUUGGGCAUGAACCACGAUGACGACCACUCGUCCUGUGCCGGCAGAUCCCACAUCAUGUCAGGAGAGUGGGUGAAAGGUCGGAACCCCAGCGACCUCUCUUGGUCCUCCUGCAGUCGUGAUGACCUUGAAAACUUCCUCAAGUCGAAGGUCAGCACGUGUUUGCUGGUCACGGACCCCAGGAGCCAGCACGCGGUGCGCCUCCCACACAAGCUGCCCGGCAUGCACUACAGCGCCAGCGAGCAGUGCCAGAUCCUGUUCGGCACCAAUGCCACCUUCUGCAGGAACAUGGAGCAUCUGAUGUGUGCCGGGCUGUGGUGUCUGGUGGAAGGAGAUGCCUCCUGCAAGACCAAGCUGGACCCUCCCCUGGACGGCACGGAGUGUGGGGCCGACAAGUGGUGCCGUGCGGGGGAAUGCGUGAGCAAGACGCCCAUCCCGGAGCACGUGGACGGCGACUGGAGCCUGUGGGGCGCCUGGAGCAUGUGCAGCCGGACGUGUGGGACGGGCGCCCGCUUCCGACAGAGGAAAUGCGACAACCCCCCCCCCGGGCCUGGAGGCACGCAUUGCCUGGGCGCCAGUGUGGAGCACGCAGUCUGUGAGAACCCGCCCUGCCCCAAGGGCCUGCCCAGCUUCCGGGACCAGCAGUGCCAGACGCACGACCGGCUGAGCAGCAAGAAGGGCCUGCUGACGGCGGUGGUGGUUGAUGAUAAGCCGUGUGAACUGUACUGCUCGCCUCUGGAGAAGGAGUCCCCGCUGCUGGUGGCCGACAGGGUCCUGGAUGGCACGCCCUGCGGGCCCUACGAGACCGACCUCUGCGUGCACGGCAGGUGCCAGAAAAUCGGCUGUGAUGGCAUCAUCGGGUCAGCGGCCAAAGAAGACCGGUGUGGGGUCUGCAGUGGGGACGGCAAGACCUGCCGCGUGGUGAAGGGCGACUUCAGCCACUCGCGGGGGACAGGUUAUAUCGAAGCUGCUAUCAUUCCCGCCGGAGCUCGGAGGAUCCGUGUGGUGGAGGACAAACCCGCCCACAGUUUUCUGGCUCUCAAAGACUCCAGGAAGAGAUCCAUCAACAGUGACUGGAAGAUUGAGCUCCCUGGAGAAUUCCAGAUCGCAGGCACGACCGUCCGCUACGUUCGCAGGGGCUUGUGGGAGAAAAUUUCUGCCAAAGGACCAACCAAAGUUCCACUGCACUUGAUGGUGCUGUUAUUCCAUGACCAGAAUUAUGGAAUCCAUUACGAAUAUACCAUUCCUGUCAACUCCACGGCUGAAAAUCAGAGUGAACCGGAGAAGCCGCAGGACUCGCUGUUCAUCUGGACUCACAGCGGCUGGGAGGGGUGCAGCGUGCAGUGUGGGGGAGGGGAACGUCGAACCAUUGUGUCCUGCACGCGAAUUGUGAACAAGACCACGACCUUGGUGAACGACAGCGACUGCCCUCCAGCAAGCCGUCCAGAGCCCCAGGUCCGAAGGUGCAACUCACACCCAUGCCAGUCACGGUGGAUGGCUGGCCCAUGGAGCCCCUGCUCAGCGACCUGUGAGAAGGGCAUUCAGCAUCGGGAGGUGACCUGUAUGUACCAGCUACAGAAUGGCACACACGUCGCCACACGGCCCCUCUAUUGCCCGGGCCCCCGGCCAGCGCCAGUGCAGAGCUGUGAAGGCCAGGACUGCCUGUCCAUCUGGGAGGCAUCUGAGUGGUCACAGUGCUCGUCGACCUGUGGGAAGGGCCUGCAGUCCCGCGUGGUACAGUGUAUGCACAAGGUCACCGGUCGCCAUGGCAACGAGUGCCCUGCCCUCUUGAAGCCAGCGGCCUACAGACAGUGCCACCAGGAGGUCUGCAAUGACAAGAUCAACGUGAACACCAUCACCUCCCCUCGCCUUGCUGCUCUGACCUACAAAUGCACUCGGGACCAGUGGACGGUGUACUGUCGGGUCAUCCGAGAAAAGAACCUCUGUCAGGACAUGAGGUGGUACCAGCGCUGCUGCCAGACGUGCAGGGACUUCUAUGCCAACAAGAUGCGCCAGCCCCCACCACCUCCAUCACCAAGCUCCUGA
Molecule: messenger RNA, 3102 nt
Organism: Hipposideros armiger (great roundleaf bat)
Lineage: Eukaryota; Metazoa; Chordata; Mammalia; Chiroptera; Hipposideridae
Gene: ADAMTS17
Product: ADAM metallopeptidase with thrombospondin type 1 motif 17
Exons: 21
Biological process (GO): proteolysis; extracellular matrix organization
Cellular component (GO): extracellular matrix
Molecular function (GO): metalloendopeptidase activity
Source: RefSeq, a predicted model, not a curated record